AUGUCAAUCCUACAAUUUCAAUCCGAUCAUGCUGGAGCAGCAUGGAGAUCAUGCGUAGCUUCAGCCUUCCGAACAGCCUUAGCUUGCACAAUUAUUGGUUGCAUCACCCUCUUUGGCCCGCCUUCAUUUAAGCAACAAGUAGCAUUUCCUGCUUUUUCCUACGUGACAGCAAUUCUUCUUGUCACAGAUGCCACGGUGGAGGACACCUUCCGUGGCUGUUGGCAUGCCUUGUAUGCUUCCGUCUUUGGUGUCUGUCCUGCCAUCCUUAGCUUAUGGUUAAUGGGGCCAGCCCAGCUAACCAUUAGCACCACCGCCGUUGCGGUGGCGCUUACCGCAUUUGUGGUGGUGCUGCCUGAAAACAGUCACCUGAUAUCAAAGCGUAUAGCACUCGGCCAGACUGUUAUUCUCUACGUUUUAGCUUUCAUCAAUGGUUCCAAAACUGACCCUAUUAUGCACCCCAUCCACGUCUUAGCCAGUACGGCUGUUGGAGCCGUGGCUACUGUUUUGGCCUUCUUGCUUCCUUACCCAAGCUUGGCUUGUUGCGAGGUAAAGAAGAAAUUCAAGCUUUACACUAAGAAUGCUUUGGAGAGGGUAGGGGUCCUUAUGAAGGCGUUCUCUGCACAAGACAAAACAUCAGCACAAGCACUGAUUUUGCAAUCCAAGUCCUUGGCUCGCACGGGAACCAAAUUGCUUGGGAGUAUCAAAUCCAAGCAAGAAAGCAUGCUAUGGGGAAGGCUUCCACUCAAAUUUUUGAAACCUUACUGCAUGAAUCCAGGACAGAUAUUGCAAGAAAUUGAGACACCUUUAAGAGGGAUGGAAAUUGCCUUGUCCAAUGGUACUGUACCAUUUCCAGAGCGCAAAGAUGAUCUAGCAGGAAUUGAGGAGCAUAUUUCGCGUCAAAUUAAAAGCAUGCCCCUUGUUUUAGCAACUACUGUCCCCGAAGCAAAUGCAGAAAACGUUGCUGAGUCCCUCCAAACUCUUCAAACCGUCCCAACAGACCAUAGACAAUUACCCUCUAUUUUCUUCUUUUUUUGUUUGAAGCUGCUACAAGCAAAAUUAGUUACCACCUCAGCAAUCAGUUCUAUCAAAGAAGGGUCAACUGGUCCAGAAAAACAGGAGAAAUGGUUCUUCAUACGGAUAUGGAGAAAUUUAUCCAUCAACAUAAACAAAAGCAGGCUUAUGCCAGCUUUCAAAUGCUCACUUUCAUUAGGGCUAGCUGUGUUCUUUGGAUCAUUAUACAGCAAGGAAAACGGAUUUUGGGCAGGAUUGCCUGUUGCCAUAAGCCUUGCAUCAGCCAGAGAAGCAACAUUUAAAGUUGCAAAUGUUAAGGCUCAGGGAACAGUAAUAGGAACGGUGUACGGAGUAUUCGGUUGCUUUAUUUUCGGAAAAUAUGUUCCGAUACAGUUACUAUCCCUUUUUCCAUGGUUCAUUUUCUGCAGCUUUUUGCGGCGCAGCCGCAUGUAUGGUCAGGCGGGAGGAAUUUCAGCAGUUAUAGGGGCAGUACUAUUAUUAGGAAGGAAAGAUUUUGGUCCCCCAAGUGAAUUUGCAAUAGCAAGAAUCACAGAAACUUUCAUUGGACUAUCUUGUUCAGUCGUGGUAGAACUAGUUUUACAGCCCACAAGAGGUUCUGCUCUAGCGAAAGUUCAGCUCUUCAAGAAUUUUGAAGUGAUGCGAAAUUCUAUUGGUGCGGUUAGUCUCACUGCCAGCAAGGCCAACUUGGAGGAAAGCCUGAAAAAGCUUAAACUCCAAGUGAAUGAACUAGGAAAAUUCAUUGGUGAAGCUGAGGUGGAACCCAAUUUUUGGUUUUUGCCUUUUAACAGUGCUUGUUACCGUAAGCUCUGGGUGCCCUUGUCCGAGAUGGUGGAGUUCCUACUUUUCAUCACUCGGGCAAUUCAAUUUCUCCAUCAAGAAUCAGGAAGAGUGGACACCAACUUGUGGAAGGAAAGUAUGAGGAAGAUAAAUGCUGAUCUCAAGAAUUUCAAGGAAAUGGUUGACUCUUCAAUAAAGUGUUUUGAGGAGGUCAGUCUGGUAAAAUCACUCGUGUUACUGGACAAAGAGAUGGAAAGGAAAAACAUUUCUCUUGAUCUUGAAUCGGGGAAAUCACCAAAAAUCCCUUCUAUGAUGAAACUACCAGGUUCAGAUGAAGAAGUGAUCAUUGAGAAAACUCUAAGCCAUUAUCUCCAGCAUUGCAACGAAUUCCUUGAGGCUAUUCAUGCUGAUAAAGGUGAGAAGGAGCUCAAGAGCCGCAUUGCAUUGAUUUUGAGCUGUAUUGGUUUCUGCAUCAGGGGGCUUGUAAGGGAGACCAGAGAGAUUGAGAAGGCUAUUAAAGAACUUGUGCAGUGGGAGAACCCGUCAAGCCUUGUGAAUUUGCAUGACAUUUCUAGCAAGAUACGUGCUUUAGCAGCAGCAGCAGCUGCAGACGCCGACAUGUGUGAAAAAUUGUAG
Coffea eugenioides is the source of this 2445-nucleotide messenger RNA. RefSeq lists its product as uncharacterized. The record is from RefSeq and is a predicted model, not a curated record. Gene Ontology annotation, molecular function: transmembrane transporter activity. Bases 1 to 2445 code for a protein of 814 amino acids. Gene Ontology annotation, biological process: transmembrane transport. Gene Ontology annotation, cellular component: plasma membrane. The transcript is spliced from 3 exons. Lineage: Eukaryota; Viridiplantae; Streptophyta; Magnoliopsida; Gentianales; Rubiaceae.